Molecule: messenger RNA, 1080 nt
Organism: Adineta ricciae
Lineage: Eukaryota; Metazoa; Rotifera; Eurotatoria; Adinetida; Adinetidae
Source: the annotation of a GenBank genome assembly
AUGGGCAAUCGGCAGACGCACGAACGCCGUCAUUCAAGUUAUGCAUCAUUUGUGGUCACAAGUUCGUCAACAAAUCCCAAUGAAGAGCUCGAGAAUUACAUCUGUGCAGUCAAUGAAUCGAACGAUGGAUCAUCAACACCUUCGGUUCGUCUCGAAUUCGAAUCAUUUAUAUCGCCAAUCGUUAACAAUUCCCGUUUACAUUCAAUUUCAUCACCUAAUAAUGAGCAGUUAAUUGUUUAUGCAGCGCCGGUUAUUCAAAUGCAAUUAUCAUCACGUUGCAAAGAAACCAUUGAACGAUUGAAAGAAAUCAAAAAAGAAAAAUCAAUAUUAUUAGCAAUAAUUAAUCCUCCAAUACCCAAAACGCCUGCAAGACAGUACGAUGAUCAGCAACAAUCGGAAAAGAAGCUACUUAACCAAAUGAGUGAUUUGAUGAAAAGAAAACACCAAUUGAGAUUAAUUGAACUUGAAGAAUCAGUAUUGCUUGCUCAGAUACUACCCUUAGUCUCUUUGACUAAGGAAAACACAAGCAAAACUACACAAUAUUAUUGCGAGCAACAAGAUUUGCUCAAAUCUCCUUCACCGUCAAUGAAUACUGCUGUUGAUAAUGAACCAGAGACGCAGAAGCGCAACGGAAAUAAUAGCAAAGGCCUUUGGCGUGAUGCAUUUCGAGCGUUGAAAACUUCAACAGUUACAAGUGCAACAUCCGCUACUGCCAAUGAAAAUCGUCCAUCAUUUGUUCGACGACUAUCGUCGCGGAAGAAGAAGUCGAGUGUCGAUCGUGAACGUGAGCGGGAAAAAGAAGAAGAGAAACCAGUCACUAUUGAUCCAGUCUAUGAAACCCUACGAAUAGCAGCUGAGACGCGUAAACGUACAUUAGCAAACUAUCUUCAACAGCGACAACAAACUCUCAAUAAGCAAACAUCUCUCAAUAGUCAAGGCUCAUCUGAAGUUGAUACUCAACCAUCGCCCAGAGUCGUGCGCCAUAGUGACCAGAUGUCAUCUUCGCAAACGCCGACGACGACCACCACGGUUACCACAUCAUCUCUAUCAUCAGAUAACGGACGUAUGUCUAAUUAUUGA